AUGCUGCGACAAGGCUUCUGGGUUUACAGGAGUUCAAAGCUGCCGGGGUCUCACCAGGCUUGCUGCUCUAUUAAAGAGCUGGAUGUGUUCAACAGAGCACACGAGAUUAAAGUGGAUCCUGACAAACCUCUGGAAGGUGUUCGGCUAGCUGCACUGCAGGCAAGGAAGACUUUGUUGGUUCCAACACCGCGUCUGAGAACUGGGCUGUUCAAUAAGAUCGUUCCACCUUCAGGUGCAACUAAGGAGAUCCUGCGAAUAUGUGCUACGUCUCGAGGUAUAAAAGAAUACAGUGUGCCCGUAGGUCUUGAUGGGAAAGCACGAGUGGACUUGGUUGUUGUAGGAUCAGUGGCUGUCUCUGAAAAAGGGUGGAGAAUUGGAAAAGGGGAAGGUUAUGCAGACAUGGAAUAUGCAAUGAUGGUGUCAAUGGGUGCAGUGCAGGCGGAUACACCUGUAAUUACUAUUGUGCAUGACUGCCAGGUGGUUGACAUAGCAGAAGAGCUUCUUGGUGAUCAUGAUUUAACUGUGGAUUACAUACUCACUCCAACAAGAACUAUCAAGACUAAUUGCAAACGACCGAAACCUCAGGGAAUAAUAUGGCAUAAGGUCAGCUAUGAAAUGCUGGAAAAAAUCCCCAUCCUAAAGAGUCUUCGAUACAGAGAGAAGCAGGCUGGCAAGGAUGUUACCCUCCAAGAUGAACGUUCAGACUUGGCAAAUGCCAACACACCAGCAGCGUUAAACGAGAAGGCGAUGGCUGAAAAUACAAGACCGCAGGCUGCAAUGGGCUCGGCUCAAAUAGGACAGCAUUAUGUUGAAAGUGAUUCUUUAAGUCCCAGAUUAGAGGGAUCUGGCACGAUUACUACUGUGUAUGUGGGGAACAUACCUCCCAGCGUAAGAGUGAGCGAGCUGAAAUGUGCUUUAAGGGAAUUCCGUGCAACUCCUUUACGACUGAAUUGGCAAGGAGCGCAGCACAGGGCUUUUCUCGAUUACAAGGAUAAAGCAACCGCAGAGAGUGCUGUAUCCUCUUUGAAAGGCUUGAGCCUCGGGGGUAAUAGUUUGCGAGUUGAGCUGGCCAAGAAUCAGAGAAACAAAGGGCAAGUAGAAAUCAAUAGUCAGAAACGAGUAUGAAUAGAGGAAAAAAAUAGGCAUGUUUUCAUUGUUUUGUGAGAAGCCAACCUAAGUUUUCAAGGAUAUUAGUAUAUCCUCUGAUUUCUGCAGGCUAAACAACAAAGCGCAAAGCCAGCUCUCCAAACAAAUGAGGCAUACAUCUCA
Messenger RNA from Nipponia nippon (crested ibis), 1269 nucleotides. The record is from RefSeq and is a predicted model, not a curated record. NCBI's taxonomy places the organism in Eukaryota, Metazoa, Chordata, Aves, Pelecaniformes, Threskiornithidae.